Messenger RNA from Gordionus sp. m RMFG-2023, 711 nucleotides. RefSeq names its product Kv channel-interacting protein 4-like. Bases 39 to 629 code for a protein of 196 amino acids. NCBI's taxonomy places the organism in Eukaryota, Metazoa, Nematomorpha, Gordioida, Chordodea, Parachordodidae. Gene Ontology annotation, molecular function: calcium ion binding. The transcript is spliced from 6 exons. The record is from RefSeq and is a predicted model, not a curated record.
UUAUAUAUAAUAAAGAUAUGUAAAGAAUCUCUUUAAGCAUGAAUAAUUAUCACGCCCAAUCCCAAAACUUGCUGCAAAAUCUCUGCCUUCAAACAAAAUUUGAUAGAAAGGAGAUUCAAAUAUUGUAUCAGGGAUUUAAACAGGAAUGCCCUAACGGAGUAUUGAAUUUCAAUGCAUUCAAACAAAUCUAUGGAACCUUUUUCCCUGCAGGAAAUUCAACAAAAUAUUCGUAUUACGUAUUCAAAAGUUUGGACAAGAGUCGUACGGGGACAAUUGUAUUCGAGGAUUUUGCGAGAGAAUUGUCCGCCAUAUCGAAAGGAUCUUUGGAGGACAAAUUGAAGUGGGCUUUCAAGUUAUACGAUGUGAAUGGGGACGGAUUUAUAAGCAGGGAGGAGAUGACGUCCAUCGUCACUGCCAUCUACGAAUUAUUCAGUAAAUUCCCGGAAGAAUGCCGGGACAAAGUGAUGGGUGAUACGGAAAAUUUUAUCAAAAAUCACGUUGAAAGAAUUUUCCGGAAAAUGGAUUCGAAUAAAGAUGGGAAAGUGACCUCGGAGGAGUUCAUGAACGCUUGCAUAAAGGACAAGAAUCUAACAAAAUCGAUAGAAUACCUGAACACGAUAUUCGUUUAAUCUCCUCAAUUGACAAACUGAAAAUAUUUGUUUAAUAAUACCUAAUUUUCUUAUUAUUUAUCAUUAUUAUUAUUAUUAUUCA